GGUACAACAUUUUUUAAAAGAGAGUAUAGUUUCUCAAAAGGCAGAUCAGAUUUGCUUGCAGAUCUGUGCUUAAAUACUGGCUCCUCGCCGUUGACCCAAAACACGCGACGCCUGCACAUGCAAACCACUUGAAUUCAUGGCAUGUUCCCGGAGAGGUUCUUUUAAUGUGUUGUUACUCAAUUACUCCGUCCUCCACCGUACCGUGUAAUUCCCCAAGCCAUGGGCGCUAAGGCGGCGAUCCAGGUUAACGCAUAUCAAAUCCUUGGUGACAAUUCUCGGCCUGGAUUUCCAUUUCUCAGCCACCAGAAACGUCAAAAAUCCCAUCUGAUUUUCUUGAAAUUAUCCCAAAGAAGGCAUGAAGCCACCGAGUUACUUGCCGGUCACCAGCCCAAGCUUCAAAGAUCGACUCAUGUCCAUGCUACUGAAGUAGAGCAUGUUUUUCACAUGAAAGGAGGCAAUGGAGAAACCAGCUACGCCAAGAACUCUAGGCUUCAGAGGAAAGCAAUAUUGGAGACCAAGCCAUUGCUGGAGAUGGCGAUCGCAGAAGUGUGUAUGAGUAUGACUGCCCUUCCUCGCACUAUGGUUGUCGCCGACCUUGGCUGCUCCUGCGGGCCGAACGCCCUCCUCUUCGUCUCCGAGGUGAUCUGCACGGUUGCCGACCGCCUCAAGACGUUUGGUCACAAUCCCGUGGAGAUCCAGUUCUUCCUGAACGACCUCCCGGGAAACGACUUCAACCACGUCUUCCGGUCGCUUGCCGAGUUCCACAUGUGCAUGGCUGAAGAAGGCUCUGCGGAGGGAGGGGAUGAACUGCCGGCAUACUACAUCGCCGGGUUACCCGGCUCCUUCUACCGGAGGCUCCUCCCCUGCCGAAGCGUUCACCUCUUCCACUCCUCCUACUGCCUCAUGUGGUGCUCGCAGGUCCCCGAGGAGCUCUUGGAAGGCAAGUACGUGAACGAAGGCAAGAUCUGCAUCGGGGCAACGACGCCUCCUGCAGUGGUCAAACUGUACCAGGAGCAGUUCCACAGGGACUUCUCGCGGUUCCUCGAGCUGCGGUCCAUGGAGCUCGUCCCCGGCGGCCAGAUGGUGCUCACCAUCCUCGGCAGAAAACACCGGGAUCCCCGCACCGGCGAGCUCUUCACGCUCUACGCGCUGCUAGCACAAGCUCUACAAUGUCUUCUCCUAGAGGGCCGCGUGGAGAAGGAGAAGCUGGAUGGCUUCAACCUGCCGCUGUACACGCCGUCGGUGGAGGAGGUGGCGGCGGCGGUGGAGGCAGGUGGCCUGUUCGACGUCCGCCGCGUCCAGCUCUUCCAGUCGAACUGGGAUCCUCACGACGACUCCGAGGACAGCAACGCCGUCACCGGCGGCGCACGAGAGAGCGGGGAGAACGUGGCGAGGGUGACCAGAGCGGUGCUGGAGGCCCUGCUCGUCCAGCACCUCGGGGAGUGCGUGCUCGACGAGCUCUUCGCCGUCUUCGCGCGGCUCGUCGCGGCGCACCUGGAGGAGGAGAAGACCAAGUUCACCGUCGUUGUCCUCGUCCUCUCCCUCAGGGAAGGGCGGAAAGAGGCGUCCGUGCCGCGGGCACCUGCUUCAGUGGAUGGUCAUGCACAUGCAAAGAUGCGAGUGGCCUCUGAAGUCUGACUUGAAACGAAGGAAGCGUUUCGACAUUUCGCAUGGAUUUGGGGGACGCCAUGCUCCAUUGGACUCAGACUUGCUGUAUUGGUGACCCUUUCAGGCUUUCACUUUGACCUCAAGGUCGCAUAUAUAAUUUACAAUGCAUUCAUCGUCUUAAAAGGAUACUACUCCCUCCAUCCCAAAUUGUAAGUCAUUUUAGCAUAUUUAGAUUCAUAACCUUUGCUAUGUAUCUAGACAUAGUGCAUAUCUAGAUAGAUAGUAAAAUCUAUGAACCUAAAAUACCAAAACGUCCCAAAGGAAGUACAUCACUAGCUUCAUGCAGAGAACAGCCAAUGCAUGCUUCAGAAACUACUUCCACUACGUGUAUGACAUUGAUUUGCUAUUAAAGCUACAUAAGCACCUAAAGGAAAAGUAAAAUCUAUAUACC
Messenger RNA from Setaria italica (foxtail millet), 2059 nucleotides. RefSeq names its product anthranilate O-methyltransferase 2. The coding region runs from base 220 to 1638 and encodes 472 amino acids. Gene Ontology annotation, molecular function: S-adenosylmethionine-dependent methyltransferase activity. NCBI's taxonomy places the organism in Eukaryota, Viridiplantae, Streptophyta, Magnoliopsida, Poales, Poaceae. The transcript is spliced from 4 exons. The record is from RefSeq and is a predicted model, not a curated record. Gene Ontology annotation, biological process: methylation.